Brassica napus (rape) is the source of this 3559-nucleotide messenger RNA. RefSeq names its product phytosulfokine receptor 2. Bases 437 to 3439 code for a protein of 1000 amino acids. The transcript has 3 exons. The record is from RefSeq and is a predicted model, not a curated record. Gene Ontology annotation, biological process: protein phosphorylation. Lineage: Eukaryota; Viridiplantae; Streptophyta; Magnoliopsida; Brassicales; Brassicaceae. Gene Ontology annotation, molecular function: protein kinase activity; protein binding; ATP binding.
UUUUGAGAAGAGACGAGACCUCUCUCUCACUGUUGUUGAGAAAACGAAAGAGCUUUCUUUUUAUUCAAAAAUCUUCUUCGUAUUGUCUUCUCUACUGUUAUCUUCAAAAUGAAAAUAAAACAUUGACAAAUUUGAUUACACCAUUAUAAAAUGACCCUCCAAAAGAAAACACUUUCGUGGAUCAUUCAAUGGCGGCUGUGAACUUGAAAGCUCCUAGUUUUAUCUAAGAAAGCUUUGCAAUUUAGGGGUUUAACUGAAGAAACGUGUUGCUAAUCUCAAUUUGAUUGUUGCUUCAGUCACAAGUUGUGAAAGCUUGCUUCUUUUGGGACAUGACCAUGUGGCAGUGAGUUUUCAACUCCACUUAUGAAAGUUGUACUCUUUUGCUGUGAUAUUAUUGCACUUGGCUAGAGAAGACUCUUCUUGUCUUUGUUUUGCUAUGAUGAUCAUUCUCCUGCUGGUGCUCUUCUUUGUUGGUUCAUCUCUGAGCCAACCUACGCUGCCUUGUCAUCCCAGCGACUUAUCUGCGCUCCGGGAGUUCGCAGGAGCGUUGAAGAACAGGUCUGUCACUGAAUCUUGGUUCAAAGAUUCGAGUUGCUGUCAAUGGGACGGUGUGUUUUGUCAAGGGAGUGAUGUUCCUGGUCGAGUUACAAACCUGGUUCUGUCUGGAAAAGGUUUGGAAGGUGUGAUGUCCGGUUCUUUAGGCGAGUUGAGUGAGCUGAGAUCACUUGAUCUCUCUCACAACCACCUCAAAGGCGAAUUGCCAGCAGAGAUUUCAAAGUUGCAGCACCUUGAAGUUCUUGACUUGAGCCAUAAUCUGUUAUCAGGGCCAGUCUCUGAAGCACUUUCCGGUUUAAAGCUAGUUAAGUCACUGAACAUCUCCAGCAAUUCGCUAACCGGGAAUCUAACCUUUGUUGGAGUGUUUCCCGGUCUUGUGAUGCUUAACGUAAGCAACAAUCUGUUCCAAGGUGAGAUUUAUCCUGAGCUAUGCAGCUUGUCUAGUGAGAUUCAGGUUCUUGAUUUGUCGAUGAAUCGUUUGGUGGGGAGUGUUGAUGGAUUGUACAGCUGCAGCAAAUCUGUUGAGCUGUCAGUCUCCGGAAACUACUUAUCAGGAGAGUUAAGGGAGAGGUUGAGUAAUCUCACUGCUCUCAAGUCUUUCUUGAUAUCCGAGAACCGGUUCUCUGGUUUAAUCCCAGAUGUGUUUAGUAAUCUCACUCAGCUUGAGCACCUCGACGUAAGCUCCAACAAGUUCUCUGGAGAGUUUCCAUCAAGCUUAUCUCAAUGCUCCAAACUCAAGGUGCUUGAUCUUCGGAACAACUCUUUAUCCGGUUCUAUCGGUCUUAACUUCACUGGUUUGUCUGAUCUUUGCGUUCUUGAUCUCGCUAGUAAUCACUUCUCUGGACAUCUUCCUGAUUCUCUCGGCCGUUGCCCCAAGAUCAAGAUCCUGAGUUUGGCGAAAAACGAGUUCACAGGCAAGAUCCCCGACACGUUCAAGAACCUGAAGUCUCUCCUCUUCCUGUCCUUAUCUAACAACACCUUUGUGGAUCUGUCAGAGGCCAUGAACGUGCUGCAACAUUGCAGAAACCUCUCGACGCUGAUCCUCUCAAAGAACUUCAUGCACGAGGAAGUACCGAGAGACGUCACAGGUUUGAACAACCUCGCGAUUCUAGCUCUCGGAAACUGCGGUCUUAGAGGUCAGAUUCCGAGGUGGCUGCUGAGUUGCAAGAAGCUUCAGGUUCUUGAUCUCUCUUGGAACCGCUUCCACGGAACCAUCCCUCUUUGGAUCGGUCAGAUGGAGAGUCUCUUCUACAUAGACUUCUCUAACAACACUUUAACCGGAGAGAUCCCUCUAGCCUUAACCGAGCUUAAGAGCUUGGUUCAUUUAAACUGUACCGGCUCUCUUAUAAGUAUCCCUUUGUACGUUAAGCGGAACAAGAGCUCGAGAGGUCUUCCCUAUAACCAAGUCUCAAGAUUCCCUCCCUCUAUCUACUUAAACAACAACCGUCUCAACGGUUCGAUCUUGCCUGAGAUGGGACGAUUGAAAGAGCUUCACAUGCUGGACUUGAGCAGGAACAACUUCACCGGGACCAUACCUGACACCAUCUCUGGUCUUGACAACCUGGAGCUUCUUGAUUUGUCUUACAAUCACCUCCGCGGUUCGAUUCCUCCCUCUUUCCAGAGCCUCACUUUCUUGUCGAGGUUCAGCGUUGCGUACAACCGUCUCUCCGGGGCCAUACCUCCGGGUGGUCAGUUCUACAGCUUCCCUCACUCGAGCUUCGAAGGAAACUUGGGACUAUGUCGAGCCAUUGACUCUCCUUGCGAUGUCACGAUGAGUAAUAACAUCUUGACGCAGAAAGGCUCUUCUCGUAGUCAUCAUCACAACGGUGGAAGCAGCGUUGUUGUACUUGCAAUAAGUCUCGCUGUGGGGAUCACUCUGCUUCUCUCUGUUAUCCUACUAAGACUCUCGAGAAAAGAGGGUGAUGAUCGAGUCAACGACGCUGAUGAGGAAGUUCCUAAAGCUCCCUUAUCAUCAAAGAUUGUCCUCUUCCACAGCUGCGGAUGCAAAGAUCUGACUGUAGCGGAUCUGCUGAAGUCUACAAACGGUUUCAGUCAAGCCAACAUCAUAGGAUGCGGCGGGUUUGGUCUAGUCUACAAAGCCAAUCUACCUGACGGCUCAAAAGCAGCGGUCAAGAAGCUUUCCGGCGACUGCGGGCAGAUGGAACGUGAGUUCCAAGCCGAAGUUGAAGCAUUGUCGCGUGCCGAACACGAGAAUCUCGUCUCUCUUCAAGGCUACUGCAAGCACGGGGACGAUAGGCUGCUCAUCUACUCGUUUAUGGAGAACGGAAGCUUGGAUUAUUGGCUGCACGAGCGUGUCGAUGGGAGUACGACUCUCAGAUGGGACGUGAGGUUGAAGAUAGCUCGAGGAGCGGCGCGUGGGCUUGCUUACUUGCAUAAAGACUGUGAACCUAACGUCAUCCACAGGGACGUGAAGUCGUCUAACAUUUUAUUAGACGAGAAGUUCGAAGCUCAUCUUGCGGAUUUUGGGUUAGCGAGGCUGCUUAGGCCGUACGAUACUCACGUGACGACUGAUUUGGUGGGGACGUUGGGGUAUAUUCCUCCGGAGUAUAGCCAGGCUUUGAUAGCCACGUGUAGAGGAGAUGUUUACAGUUUCGGUGUGGUGCUUUUGGAGCUUGUUACGGGUUGUAGACCGGUGGAGGUUUGUAAAGGGAAAGGUUGCAGAGACUUGGUGUCUCGGGUGUUUCGGAUGAAGGAUGAGAAGCGUGAAGCUGAGCUUAUUGAUGCAACGAUGCGUGAGGAUGUGGAGGAGAAGGAGGUUUUGGAGAUGUUGGAGAUUGCGUGCAAAUGCAUUGAUCAUGACCCUAGAAGGAGGCCGUUCAUUGAAGACGUCGUUGCUUGGCUUGAAGAUUUUCCAAAUCAAUAAAGUGUCUUCAAAAUGUUUAAAAGAGUUUUGACACAACAGAAAAAAAAAACGAGGAGGAGGAGAUGUAAGAAAGAAACAACAGUCUUAAACAGAUUAAGCUUUAAAACUAGCAUUUAAUUA